Messenger RNA from Penicillium soppii, 1236 nucleotides. RefSeq lists its product as uncharacterized. Lineage: Eukaryota; Fungi; Ascomycota; Eurotiomycetes; Eurotiales; Aspergillaceae. The transcript has a single exon. Bases 1 to 1236 code for a protein of 411 amino acids. The record is from RefSeq and is a predicted model, not a curated record.
AUGGCAGCCAGACUUGAGCGUUUGUUCAACCACAUCGGGUUCUCCUUCUUCGCCCUCAUCCUUAUCUGCCUCACCCUACUCACCCCAGCCGACGCCAUCUACCAAUGCUACGAGACAAAUCGACUCACCAACAUUUUCUUCAUCGCCGGUGCAUAUGUUGUCACAUUUAUAAUUGCGGCUCUCAUCUACGCGACGCGAAUCUACACAAACCGAAACGCACUUACCGGCAUUCCAAAAGCCUGGAUCCCCGUUGAAAAGGAAGAUGUGAAAAAGAGCGUCAGACGGCUGGUAAAGGAAGGACUCGCUCGUAGUGCCGUCAUCGCCUACCAAGCCCGCCCGCGUGACGUCUCCACCGAUGAGGAUAACUUUCAGAGCUACGAACAGCUUCUUAUCGAUUCUGAGCGACCUCCGUGGGGCCACGUCGAGCAUCCAGGCUGGUCUUCGCCUGCGUCGCCUGACUUACCAGAUUUACCGUACCGCACGGUCAUCCAGGAGCUGCCCAGCUUGAUCGAAGCUAAAGCUGUCUCCCUCGCACCAGCCGAUUCAUUGUCGCCUGGACUCCCAGAUCCUUUCGGUCUCUCUGGCCUUACUACACAGUCACUUCCAGAUACACGUGUGGUAGAGGUCUUACAACGCCCGGCGUCAAUGGGUCUGAGAGAAUACAUCCGACACCUGACGUCUCUCGGUGCUAUUUAUCCCCCAGAAUUAGGCCCCGACUUCCUGGCGCUUUACGAACGCGCGCGGUUCUCGCCACGGGAGCUCCACGAGGCAGAAUUUCGCGACUUGAUGCAUCUUUUCGCCGAGAUCCUCAGGGGAAUGACAUCCCUUGCCCCGCCGGUGAUAGACGAAAUCCGCGACAGCGCAAGCUACAGACGUGCUUACAGUGAGUCUGUUAUUGGGCCUUCAGACGAAGAGGGGGAGACAGAUACCGUCGAACGUUACGGUUACGAUGGGGCGUCGGAACAUGUGCGGAGUAACAGCCUUCGGCCAUCCAAUGCGUCUACUUGGGAAACUCAGUCCGGGUAUGAUACUGCGCUGCAAACUCCUGUCUCAGGGUUAUCGAUUGGCAGUUGGUACGCGCCACGAGGCCCUCUUCGCACGCAAUCUACAGCUUCCCUUCAGCGAGUGCGUUCGGGCCAAUCUGGCAGCUCCGGAGGAAGUGUUAUCCGCCUGGCUCAACCACGGGAUCCCACGGAUUUGCCGUAUACUUUUGACUAUGCUGGCCGUAGAUAUUAA